This is a messenger RNA of Lontra canadensis (Northern American river otter), 1566 nucleotides long. RefSeq names its product zinc finger protein 597 (gene ZNF597). Gene Ontology annotation, molecular function: DNA-binding transcription repressor activity, RNA polymerase II-specific. The transcript has 4 exons. Lineage: Eukaryota; Metazoa; Chordata; Mammalia; Carnivora; Mustelidae. Gene Ontology annotation, biological process: negative regulation of transcription by RNA polymerase II. The record is from RefSeq and is a predicted model, not a curated record. The coding region runs from base 262 to 1521 and encodes 419 amino acids.
CAGGCAGCUCCAGCAUAGAGGAGCGUGGGAGACUCGCAGUGGUUGUGGCUCUCGGUCUAAAGUGACAGUCGGGGGUCCCCCUCUGCUCCUUCUGCCGGGGUAGCGGGAGACUUUCUAACAUCACUAGUCUUGGAGCGGUAGGUGGUACCUGGCCGGCCCAGGAGUCGGCCCCGCCGAGGCUGGGCUGCGGAUAGGAGCCUUGGGCUCAGAUCUGUCUCGAAGUCAGUGUGGCACUUGAGGAAGGCACUCCCUGCCCCUGAGAUGGCGUCCACGCUUCCGACAACGGGGGCCCAGGGGCCAGUGCUGUUUGAGGAUCUGGCUGUGUAUUUUUCUCAAGAGGAGUAUGUGAGUCUGCACCCUGCCCAGAGGUCCCUCAGCAGAGACACUACCCAGGAGUGUUUCAAGGAUAUGGUCUUGAUGGGAGGGGAAGGCAAGACUGAGGCUUCUCAACAGCUGAAUCUAGAGUCUACGGGAUUUGAAGAACUUGCUGCAGAAAAUUCCUCCAUCCCUGUGCCCCUUGUCUAUUACCCAGAAAAAUCUGAGCCUGGAGUUGGAGACCCAGAAAGGAAAGUAUCAGGUGGAGCUCCUGCUUGCAAGAAAAGGCUCAUAAGCCUAUUAGUUACCAUUGAAAACCAAACCCCAUUACUAGAACUAUCUCAGUGUUUAGGAACCAGAGCACUUUCUGAAAUUCUUGAAUUUCCCGGGGAAGAAGCCAAAAAUUUGUACAAGUGUCCUGAAUGUGAUGAAAGCUUCAGUGAUAACUCAUACCUUGUUUUGCAUCAGAAAACUCAUUCAGGGGACAAAAGGUAUAAAUGUGGUGACUGUGGGAAGAUUUUCAAUCAUAGAGCCAAUCUGAGGACACACAGGAGGAUCCAUACUGGUGAGAAGCCUUAUAAGUGUGCUGAGUGUGGCAGCAGCUUCCGCCAGCACUCACAUCUGUCUCGGCACAGGAAUAUCCACGUAAAGGAGAAGCCCCACACACGUGGCAUAUGUGGGAGAGGUUUUACAUGGCUCCCAGGAUUGUCACAGCACCAGAAAAUCCACACUGCUAAAAAAGCUUAUGAAUGUAUCAACUGCGGUAAAUAUUUUGGUCAGAACACAAAUCUGGGUUUGCGUGAGAAAACGCACAUGUCAGCCGCCCAGUACCGUGUGAAGUGUUUCGGGCAGCCCUCACACCUUUUCCUCCCCGAGCAGGGUCAUGAGGAUGACUCUGAACACUGCAGUGACUGUGGGGAGAAUCUGCUUUUGUUCUCAAAAUUCAAACCCUUAAAAUGUCCUGAGUGUGCGAAGACCUUCCUUCGUGUUUCCGAGCUCAUUUCCCAUCAGAGCAUUCAUAGAGGGGAAAAGCCCCAUAAAUGCAAAACAUGUGCAAAAAGUUUUAUUCUGGACUCAGAGCUUGCAUGCCACCAGAAGAGCCACACGGGAGAGGAACCUUUUAAAUGUAGCACAUGUGGGAAAGGUUUCAGGUUGUAUAUGCAUCUCACUGUUCAUCAGCAAACCCAUAGGAAAACCACCACGUAAAUCUAGCGAGUUUUCAUUAAUGCUGUGCUUCCUAGUAUCUGGACU